AUGCCAUUUCGCCCACCGCAAUCCUCCCUCUUUCGCUUCCUCGGCGCUGGCGCCGUCCUAUCGCUGAUUCUGCUUGCAUUCCUCACAUUCGGACGCCUUGAAGGUUAUGGAUUCUCUUCGGGAUACGUGAUUAAAGACCAAGCAAGCUAUAACUUGCUAUCACCAGAGCAGUGCGUGGAAGCGCAGCUUAAUGGCACGGGGGAGUGGGAAUUCGAUGCGCGGCGCGACGCCGAUAACCAUGGGUUAUCGGAGGGUCAGUGCCUGAGUGCGUUCCCGAAAUUGUUUGCGGACGUUGAUCGGUCCGCUGAGGCGAGAGAGAAAGGGGAGAAAGGGGUUAUUACGUUUAAAGAGGUGGACGAAGCUGGGAAGAUUGAGGAGAACGGUAUGGUUAGGGCGGCCAUUAAGGGCGGGGAGUUGUAUGUACUCGACUUCGGAAACAUGCAGUAUACAUUCUCUCGAGGGAAAGCGACGUUGAGCGCCCUGAAUCGCGCCCUCACAGCGUACCCUGAUAGAAAAAGCCUCCCCGACAUCGAGUUUGUAUUUUCAACAGACGACUUCAGCACGGGGCAGUCUCCAGUCUGGACCUAUUCCAAACAUCCUGGCGAGGAAGGUGUCUGGCUAAUGCCCGAUUUCGGAUACUGGUCAUGGCCGGAAGUCAAAGUCGGCUCGUACAAGGAGAUCCGACAACGAAUUGCAGAUGUCGAUGAAGGCGACGGCACCAAAUCCCACCGCGGUCUACGGUUCCAGGAUAAAAAGAAGCAACUUGCUUGGAGGGGCAAUGUGGGCACGAACGCCGACGUAAGGGGCCGCCUCAUUGAAGCCUCCCGCGGGAAAAGCUGGGCUAGUAUUUACGAGAUUAACUGGGGUGAUCCAGCACAUGUCAAAGCCAACCUUCUCCCCAUGGAAGAAUACUGCCGGUAUAUGUUCCUGGCGCACACUGAAGGUCGCAGCUUUUCUGGUCGCGGCAAGUACUUCCUUAACUGCCGGUCCGUGCUGGUCUCACACAAGCUUGAGUGGCUAGAAGCGCAUCAUGGCGCUUUUAUAUCCUCUGGUCCUGAUGCAAACUUCGUUGAAGUGGAGAGAGACUUCUCAGACCUGGACAAGAAGAUGGCAUUCCUUAUCGAUAACCCCGAGACCGCGGAGCGGAUUGCAGAUAAUUCGGCGAGGACGUUUCGGGAUAGGUACUUAACGCCGGCGGCGGAGUCAUGCUACUGGAGGCAUCUAAUAAGGAAGUAUGCGGCUUCCUGUGAUUUUGAGCCGGUGUUGUAUGAGACCACCAGGACUGGAAAGAGGGUAGAUAGGGGUGUGCAUUUUGAAAGUUGGAUUCUUGAGUCGCACUGA
This is a messenger RNA of Aspergillus puulaauensis, 1341 nucleotides long. RefSeq names its product DUF821 domain protein. The coding region runs from base 1 to 1341 and encodes 446 amino acids. The transcript is spliced from 2 exons. NCBI's taxonomy places the organism in Eukaryota, Fungi, Ascomycota, Eurotiomycetes, Eurotiales, Aspergillaceae. The record is from RefSeq and is a predicted model, not a curated record.